Molecule: messenger RNA, 4643 nt
Organism: Globicephala melas (long-finned pilot whale)
Lineage: Eukaryota; Metazoa; Chordata; Mammalia; Artiodactyla; Delphinidae
Source: RefSeq, a predicted model, not a curated record
UUCUGACUUUUUUUCCAUUGUCUAGCUCUGAUUAUAGCCAAACCCCACCCUACUUCAUGAGUCUCUGUAGGAUUCUGCAGUGGGUCCACUUUAUGUCCCUGCUAUGGAAGAGGAUCAGGAAAUCCCAGAUAGGAUCCUCUUAAACCUCUAAAACUCAACACCGAGGCACAGACCUUGAUGAGAAGUCCACUAGGGCCAGCCUUAUUAUAUACUUCACCAGACAUCCUAUUCUUCCAUGCCUUCUGAGCUCUUGAUUAUGGUAAACCAUCUCUCUACCUUCUGCUUUUCUUGAAAUAAUGCUUCCAGUUCUACUUCUCACUUCACGGUUAUACGGAGAGACAUUUUUGGAUGAACAGUUAUGAUUUUGACUUUCCCAAACCAGAAACUCUCUAUACUAUUUUUGCAACUCUUUGUAAGUCAAAAAUUAUUUCACAGAGUGUUUUUGUUUUUUCAACUGCAGCCUACACUCUUAUAUUGAGCUAUGCCUGAAGAAAAGAUUUUGAAUUGAUAAGACAUCUUGAAGAAAGGACAGUCAGCAUAUCUCUAGGUUGUAUCAAAUAGAAAUCCCUAAUUACUAUCCAACUCCUUGACAUAUAGGGGAGGUGGGUGGAUCAGACUUAAUGCAUUAGCCUUGCUAUGAGGCCAUUUCCCAACACAACAUUUGACUAUAUUAAUUGAUUUUUCAUAUAGAUUAUUGUAUAGUGGAAAGAGUGCACUAAUUGACAUGGAUAUUCCCAUUCACUUCAUAGUUAUUUUUAUCUUUAUAAAUAACAUUCUGAUUUAUUUCUCAAGUACUUGAGUGUUUGCUAAUAUGUCAGUCUGUCUGGCUGCCACUUCUUGGACAGCUGACAAAUGGAGUUUGUUAACCUAGAAAGCUGGAAGCCACCCCUGACUCUUGGUGAUGCAGGCAAGUUGCUGUCCUGACAGGUUUUGUGUGAGUUACCAGAUAGUAUCCUUAGGCAACAGCUCUAUCUCGUUUUUCUGUUUACUGGGACAGUGAUAUCCCUUCCCCCACCUUCUUUUCCUCUAUGAGCAGGGCUCCCAGUUUUUCAACCUUGAAGUCUUUUACAAUCAAAGCAAAGUGAAGAUUUGUGGAUGUUGAAUAUGCAAGGAGCUGAAAAGAGAGAGAUUGAAAGAGAGAUUUGUCCAGGAAUGCUGGGGUGAAUGUGAGUGAACAUCUAUUGAGUGAGCAUCUCUUGAGGCCAGCUUUUCCCUGGUUGGGUGAACAAGCCUGCUCCAGAACAGGAUGGCUCUGAAAUUGAUUUGCCAGGGAUAGCAUCAAAGAGAUCCCAAGAGGAUGAAUACCAGGAUUCUACAUUUGAAGAAAAAUAUGUAUGUGAGAGCAUGAAGGAAAACCCUCCCAGAGAGGUUUCUGGACCAUGCCUUUUCCAAGAAGGUUUUGGGGGAAUAGCUUUCAUCCACAAGGACGCACCUCCAGAAAUGAUGAGACAAGAAUAUAAUUUUGAGAGAAGCCUGCUUUUGACCUCAAGCCUUGUUACACAUCUCAGGGUUUCUACAGAAGAGAGCCUACAUCAGUGGGAGACAAGUAGCAUAUACACCAAUGAGAUUUCAGACCAAAGUAAAUGUCCGAUCUUCUCUACACAGAAAAAAUCUUGGAAAUGUAGUGAAUGUGGAAAAACUUUUAAUCAGAGCUCAUCCUUUACCCAGCAUCAGAGAACUCAUACGAGACCCUACACAUGUGAGGAAUGUGGGAAAACUUUUAGUCGUAGCUCAUUCCUUGUUCGACAUCAAAGAAUUCACACCGGAGUGAAACCAUAUGGAUGUGAGCAGUGUGGGAAAACAUUUCGAUGUCGAUCAUUUCUUACUCAGCAUCAGAGAAUCCACACUGGAGAGAAACCGUAUAAAUGUAAUGACUGUGGGAAUUCCUUCCGCAAUCAUUCACAUCUCACUGAACACCAAAGAAUUCACACUGGAGAGAAACCUUAUAAAUGUAAUAGAUGUGGGAAGGCAUUCAGUCAGAACACACACCUCAUUCAUCAUCAGAGAAUUCACACUGGUGAGAAACCUUAUUUAUGCAAUGAAUGUGGCUCUUCGUUUCGCAAACACUCAAAUCUUACACAACAUCAGAGAAUUCACACUGGGGAAAAGCCCUAUAAAUGUGAUGAAUGUGGGAAGACUUUCCAUACAAAGGCAAACCUCUCUCAGCAUCAGAGAAUUCAUACUGGAGAGAAACCCUAUAAAUGUAAGGAAUGUGGGAAAGCGUUUUGUCAGAGCCCAUCCCUUAUUAAACACCAGCGAAUUCAUACUGGAGAAAAACCCUAUAAGUGUAAGGAAUGUGGCAAAGCUUUUGCUCAGAGCACCCCACUCACUAAACAUCAGAGAAUUCAUACAGGAGAAAGACCGUACAAAUGCAGUGAGUGUGGUAAAGCUUUCAUUCAGAGCAUUUGCCUUAUUCGGCAUCAGAGAAGCCACACUGGAGAAAAACCCUAUAAAUGCAAUGAAUGUGGGAAGGGCUUUAACCAGAAUACCUGCCUCACUCAGCAUAUGAGAAUUCAUACUGGAGAGAAGCCCUAUAAAUGUCAAGAAUGUGGGAAAGCCUUUGCUCACAACACGUCUCUUACUGAACAUCAUAGAACUCACACUGGUGAGAAGCUCUAUAAGUGUAGUGAGUGUGAGAAAACCUUCCGCAAGUAUGCACACCUUAGUGAACAUUACAGGAUUCACACUGGUGAGAAGCCUUAUGAAUGCUUUGAAUGUGGAAAAUUCUUCAGACAUAGUUCAGUCCUUUUCAGACAUCAGAAACUUCACAGUGGUGAAUAAACCUGGCAUUCAGGUUAUGACAGUUCUCUAGAGACAGUGACUAGGAAUCUGGCUGGGGAAGAGGGACAGGAAGAGUUCCUAGAGGAAAGGAUAAAGGAGCCUUGGAUACUGCACUCAGGAGGGUAUUUUGAGAAAUGGAGGUGGGAGCUUGGAGAAUGCAGAGCCUACUCCAGGUGGGCAUCUGGGAAUACAGGGUAGGAAAGAAGUUCCUACUUUUCACAGAAAUCCUUGCUCUUUGCCAUUCCUUUGUCUCCAUGGCAUUCUCAUACCUGGAGAUGCCAUUUAAGUUAGCACUGUGUUUCCCUUAUCACACCCCUGCUUCACCCUCCCAACUUGUCACCUGUGUUCACUGGUCAUAGGCUGAGGUGCUUUUCCAAAUUGAUUGUCGGUGUGAAAGUGGCAGCAGCUCUGAGGUAGUGCUGAGUAGCCUGCAGAUGCCUGAGGCCGCUCUGACUAUGCCACUGUGGGGAGGCUGCCCAUCUGUGGAGGCGUUCCCAUGAAGGGGAGAUAGAAACAAGUGAAAACAGAAUCCUUAGUCAUUCAUCUAUUCAGCAAAUAAGGGGAUAUAUGGCAAGAGCUGGGUUGAUUGCUACAGAAAAAUUGGUGAAGAAGGCUUUUAUCAGGGUGAGGGAGAGCUUCCUGAUCCUUUCAAGCUGGAGGGUGACUUGGGGCUAAGAAGGAAAUAAGAGAUCAAGAGAGACUUCUCUUGAAUGAUGUCAGUUUGUGGGAAGGAAGCCAGAUCUGCUCAGAGGAAGCAGAGAGGAAGACCUAACCUCUUUCCCAGAGGAAUAUUAUCUUACCCAGAAAGAAAAUGGUUUGUGCUAGACUGCUAGUGCUAAGAAGCCUCAGAGCAGGAAGCCUACCUGUGACUGAGCAAGCUACCCACAUAUCCCUGUACUAGACUAGGGCAUCACCUGUCUCUUGUAAGUUUGGCUAGGACACUAGUGCACAGGGACCAGGGGAGAGGGGCCCACUAGGAUUAACAAAGUGGGACUUGGUUUGUUAGCCUUUAGAGAGGAGAAAGCAUUAGUGAUGAAGUGGUCACCGUAAUGGGGAUGGCUAGGUUUUGUGUAAUCAUGGCAUUGGUGGCUCUAACCAUGGAUUCAUUAGAUCUCAGAUAUUUCUGUUUUUAUUGGGCCUCUUUUUCCAGGAUAUUUAUCAUUCCCUGUGGAUUGGGAGUAUGUAGGGAAACACUUCUCGUGGGAUGAAUUUGGAAAGAAUUCUAGAGAGAAUUACCUCUUUUUCAAAUCCCUGAAAAUUGAGAUAACAUGGUUUGCCAUGACUGUGAUGGUAUUUUAUUCUUUUGAGAGAAAGGAAGGGCAUGUUUCCCCUUUAUUUCCCCAUUCUCUUUCAUGUUUUUAACUGCUACCCAGAGAUUCAGCUCUGGAAGAUUAAGUGAUCUUAAAUUAGCCUUUGACUAGUAUUUGAAAUAGUUUCUAUGCUCUGAAGCUUAUAUAGUUUUUAAAAUAUGACUGUUUAAAAACUAAAGUAAGUUAAUUCUGGAAUGGUUAUUUGGAACUCAGCAUCGAUUUUUUUUUUUUUCCAGAGCAAGUAUCUUACAAGCAUUGGUUUGAGCAAUUAAUUACCAAUAAUGGGAAUGUGGCAGAAAUAACAUAUUUUCCCUCUCCAGCUGUAAAGAUUAUGUUCUCAAAUCUGCCAUAGGACAAUUCAUAAUUGAGUAAAUUAAUAUCUUAUGGGCAAAAAUAACCCUAUGAAAACUUUACAUUUUAUGCUCAUGGAAAAAAAAUAUAGUCUACUGAAAGCAAAUGUCAAUGUAUUUUUUUUCUAAAUGAAAAAAACCCACUAAACUCAUUGCUAGCAUGUAGUAAAUGUUCAAUAAAUUUUUAUUUGUUGAAUUAAUA